CCUUUUUAGUUUGUAGUGAGACUUUGUGUUGUGCAGACGUUGUUGACUAUUAAAUAGUGAUAAAAUAUACGUUUUUUUUAUAUCGUGCGGUGUUAAACAAAGUCAUGAUUGUAGCAGAGGCUUGGAAGGCGAACUAUCUGCUGUGGAUCCUUCCCGUCGUUCUUCUAAUCGGUCUAAUAUUCAUACUCGGUCUUCUCGUCCUAUUCUUUGGAUUGCGCCUCUACGCCAAACUAACCUGUGGAAGAUACCGUGAGAAGACCAAGAUGGAUGGAAAAACUGUUAUCGUAACUGGAUGCACCAGUGGUAUCGGGAAGGAGACGGCGAAGGAGUUGGCUAAAAGAGGCGCCAAAGUCAUCAUGGCCUGUCGGAGUUUGGAUAAAGCUGAGAAAGUCAAAGAUGAAAUCAUCGAAGCAACAAAAGACGCAAAAGUCAUUGUUAAGAAACUGGACCUUAGUUCAUUCGCAUCGAUCAGAGCAUUCGCGGAAGAUAUCAACAAAUCAGAGAAAACUUUAGACGUGCUAAUCCACAACGCUGGAUACGCGGAAACUUUCAAAAAGGCCCAAUCUGAGGAUGGAAUCGAGUUAACAAUGGCCACUAACCAUUACGGUCCAUUUCUGUUGACCCAUCUCCUUAUAGAUCUGUUGAAGAAGAGUGCCCCAUCAAGAAUCGUUGUAGUAGCAUCUUCCUUAUAUCGUCUAGCAUCCGUAAAUUUGGAAAACCCAAAUCCUUUGGACUCAAUGCCAGCGUAUUUAUACUACGUAUCCAAAGAAGCGAAUAUCUUGUUCACUAGGGAGUUGGCAAGACGUUUGGAAGGCACCGGAGUGACGGCGAAUUGCUUGCAUCCCGGAUUAAUCGACAGUGGAAUUUGGAGGAACGUCCCGGCACCUUUGAGCUGGGGUUUGUCCUUGAUAAACUUCUGCUUCUUCAAAACACCUCUCCAGGGUUGUCAGACAUCAGUUAUGUUGGCGGUAGACGAGAAUCUGGCUAAAGUAACUGGAAAGUACUUCUCAGACUGUCAGGAGAGUUCCAUAUCUAACUCUGCAAGUGACAUGGGUCGAGCUCGGAAGCUGUGGGAGAUUUCUGAGAAGAUGGUCAAAUUGGAAGAGGGCGAGCCUAAGAUUUAAGAUAAUUUUAAACUUAUAAAGACUGUCAGAUCUUCUACCACUUUCUAGACUGGGGUUGUCCUUGAUACUCUUCUGCUUCUUCAAAACUCCUCUCCAGGGUUGUCCGACAUCAGUUAUGUUGGCGGUAGACGAUUAUCUUGCUAAGGUAACUGGAAAUUAGGUAUUUCUCAGACUGUCAGGAGAGUCCUAUAUCUAACUCGGCGAGUGACUCGGCAGAGCUCAAAUUGAUGGUCAAAUUGGAAGAAGGCUAUUCUAAAAUUUAAUAAAGCUUGUCAGAUAUUCGCCUCUUCUUCAUCAGCUAAUUUAAUUAAGCUAUAUCAUGUCGUUGAUUAUUUAUUUAUUUACUGAAAAAUAGCCUGUGUCUCUCCGCGUCUUUUUAUUACGCAUAUUUAUUACUACAUUUUCUUAUUUAUAAUAUUACUAUAAGAUUAAGAAUGUACUUUUUUAGUUAAUAUCUGUGCCUAUACCUUUUUUUCUAACUUGUCUUACUAUGUAAACAAUCAUAAUGGUUCAAAAUACGUGCUUGUGCAACAUUAAAAAAAAUGAAAGCUAAAGCGAUUUUCGUAACAAAUGUAUGAUUUUUUUACAUCUUUUUAUUAUUUAUAAAAAGUAAUGAAAAGUAUUUUACUAGGCACAUAAAAAGACAACUGUGUAAUAAUUUCUGUACAGAAUUAUGAAUUGAAAUUAUUUUCAAUAUAUUGACCUGUGUCUGUAAAUUCGCCAUAGUAGGUGCUUUAAAGCUAACUUUUAAUAACUAUUUUUGCCCAUUUAUAGAAAAUAAGCAAAGAUAUAGUCUGUAUAUGCAUGAUAUAUAUUUUCGGGAUCUGGGUAGGAAGUGUCAAUUCCACUAACAAUAGUAUUUGUCUAUUAAAUAUAUAUAAACAGUUGGUGCGAGAAAGUGCAGUUUGUUAUUCGCACCUGUACUUUUCACCACGAAUAUAGUUUAAAAGUUAUUUAUACUGGAAACAGUUAUUGUGUUGUCACACAACUUGUUAUUAUGAAUAAAACAUUUGUAUCUUUUUAA
Pararge aegeria (speckled wood butterfly) is the source of this 2148-nucleotide messenger RNA. Its product is annotated as retinol dehydrogenase 14. The transcript has 3 exons. Bases 105 to 1124 code for a protein of 339 amino acids. Lineage: Eukaryota; Metazoa; Arthropoda; Insecta; Lepidoptera; Nymphalidae. The record is from RefSeq and is a predicted model, not a curated record.